AUGACGGAUCAACGAAGAGUUUCGUAUUUCUACGACGCAGAAGUUGGGAAUUAUCACUAUGGGCAAGGUCACCCCAUGAAACCUCACCGUGUUCGCAUGACCCACAACUUGGUUGUCAAUUAUGGGCUCUACCGCAAAAUGGAGGUUUUUCGUCCACGCUUGGUGUCUCCGACCGCCAUGACUCGCUUCCACAGUGACGAUUACAUCAACUUUUUGAAGGUCAUUACCCCUGACAAUAUGCAAGACUACAUUCGACAAUUACAACGAUUUAACGUCGGAGAGGACUGUCCGGUCUUUGACGGACUCUUUGAGUUUUGCCAACUUUACACCUCUGGCUCCAUUGGUGGUGCAUCGCGCCUGAACGAAAACAUGGUGGACAUUGUCAUUAACUGGGCUGGAGGACUGCAUCACGCGAAGAAGGCUGAGGCAUCUGGAUUCUGCUACGUUAACGAUUGCGUUCUUGCCAUUUUGGAGUUAUUGAAGAAACACGAACGUGUGCUGUACAUUGAUAUCGAUAUCCAUCACGGAGACGGUGUGGAGGAAGCCUUCUAUACCACCAACAGGGUUAUGACGUGUUCUUUCCACAAGUUUGGAGAGUAUUUUCCGGGAACUGGGGAUGUUAAGGAUUAUGGAUAUAAUGAAGGAAAGAACUACGCUAUCAAUUUCCCUCUCAAUGAUGGAAUGGAUGACAAGGCUUACAGAAGUAUUUUCCGACCUGUUGUUGGCAAGAUUAUGGAAAUGUUUGCUCCAGGAGCUGUGGUGUUGCAGUGCGGUGCAGAUAGUUUGUCUGGUGAUCGCCUUGGUUGCUUCAACCUUUCCGUGAAGGGGCAUGCGGACUGUGUCGAGUUUGUGCGAAGCUUUGGUGUUCCCAUGUUGGUAUUGGGAGGCGGUGGUUACACUUUGCGCAAUGUUCCAAGAUGCUGGACCUAUGAGACUGCCGUAUUGACUGGCGAGAACGUCAAGGAUGAACUUCCAUUCAACGAUUACUUCGAGUACUUUGGUCCUGACUAUCGUCUGCACUUGCCAGUCAGCAACAUGGAAAACAUCAACUCCCCCGAGUACUUGGAUACAACGAAGUCGCAAUUGUUGGAGAUUCUGCGAGAUGUCGAACCAGUUCCUAGUACCCAGAUACAAACUGGUCAAGUUGAAUCCCAGCUCAACCCUCGCAGCAUGCAAAUGGAAGUCGAUACUCCUGGCCCAGACGAAGGUGAUCCAGACAAGAGGAUCACCCACGAAGAUACGGGGAGAAAGGAGCAUGCUUCUGAACUUGCCUCUUAG
Molecule: messenger RNA, 1278 nt
Organism: Cylindrotheca closterium
Lineage: Eukaryota; Bacillariophyta; Bacillariophyceae; Bacillariales; Bacillariaceae
Source: the annotation of a GenBank genome assembly